Molecule: messenger RNA, 4810 nt
Organism: Salvelinus sp. IW2-2015
Lineage: Eukaryota; Metazoa; Chordata; Actinopteri; Salmoniformes; Salmonidae
Source: RefSeq, a predicted model, not a curated record
CGCUUGGAUGGAAUGGCACUCUGGACCAACUCUAGACCAGAGAGACAAAGUUCAUUCCGGGGAGAGAGAGGGUGCUUUGCACCAUGUGCUACAACAAGUGUAUUCGGACCUAGGCAUACAGAUAAGAAGCGGUGAAAAGCGUUUCAUCUCGCAUUUACCGACACUCUGAAGUUUGCARUACUGAGUGAUGAAAACCACGAUAUUUGGACGUUGCCGCGCCAGGACUGCCCUUUUAGAAACAGCAGCAAUGAAACAAACAAAAGCGGUGAGGAACAAAGAAUGUUUGAAAUUCAGCUCGUGGACACUUAAUGCACAAUUCCUUCAGUUUUGUUUAUCUCAUGUACAUGUUGUGUUUCUUUGGUUGGAUAUCAUGCCUUCUCUUUCUCUCACCUGCUUGGAUUAAUUGAUGAUCAGACCACACCUAYUAGGUUGGAUUUUUGGACGCCAUGGUCUAUUCAUAAUAAAAUAUUUGCKUUGUUUGUUAUCCAGAAUUUUGGGAACACCAAUAUUGCAGCGUUAAACAUGAUAACCUUUAUUUUAUUGUAACAGUAGUAGACUCGGCUCUUUUUAGAUUUCGUUUUGUAUUCAUCAGUUUAAUAACCUCUGCAUGCGUUUGUAAUUUUGGCUYCAAUAAGAAUGACAGAGGCCGCGGCGGAUGUAAAAAUGUGUCAAAGAUACCGGCGCUCCUGAGGUUUACAUUUUGGAGAUAACGGAACCAUUUCUAACACAGCCUAUACAUGGAAAGCAUUGCUCAUCGUAUGUCAAAAUGAUGCGCACCGGCCCCGGCCUUGUCUAUGAGUGGCUACAGAAUCUUAAACUGCCUCAAUACUUGGAGGGGUUUGUGGACAAUGGAUACGAUGAUCUCGAAGUUUGUAAACAAAUUGGUGACCCCGAUCUGGACGCCAUAGGGGUCCACGUCCAGCACCACCGACAAAAAUUGCUCAACGCAGUGAAGAGGUUGAGAGAGCAGGAGAAGGAAAAAUCUCCGGGUCUUUACUUCACCCUCGAGCCCCUGAACCYCUCUUCCUGUAGACCCUCGUUGGGCACCAACAUAAUGCACAUCACAGACUGCGAGAAUGACCUCCAGGGGUCAAGGUCAUGGACAGAAUCCAACCAGGAGGAAGUUGGAAUUGGGGCUCACCAAAGAUUUCACCAAGAGUCAUCAUGUCCUAAAAACAACAAUUUGAGUUUCACUGAUUGUAAAGAGUUGGUGACUUACCCCAAACUGAAACUGAAGCUCUUGAUCAGGGAUAAACUUGUGAAAGAUGGAAUCGACCUCAGUGAGCCGCCAUACACCCACAAGGAUGGCUCGUUGGGAACCUUUGAGGACUUGGCUCAGGAGUACUCUGACUAUUACAGCGCCUCUCUCAGUGACGUCCAAGACAGAAUGGAGGAGAUUAGGAAACGUAAGGUUGUACAAGAUGCACAAUCAGAGAUGGAGUCACUAGGGCUGAGUUGCAGUMACGCAGCGUCCACUCCCGAGACUGAGAGAAGGUUGGCCAUGCAUAAAUCAUCUGAUGAUGGAUCAGGGGGCGGCGAGGACAUAGGCUUUGUGGCCAGUGACAUCACUAUGAGUGAUGAAGAGCGUAUCCAGCUGAUGAUGAUGGUGAAAGAGAAGAUGAUCAGCGUGGAGGAGGCCCUCGCAAGGUGCACUACUAUUACGGUCGCCAUUUCCAAAGCAGCCAAGAUUACUCACGCCAUGGUAGCUGAGUGGGCUGAGUACUCUCCUGAUCUCACCAUCCGUGACCGACGGCCAUCCGAGUCAUCCCUCUACCACCAACCUCUAUCUCUGACAUGGAGAAACCUGUACCGCCGCCCCGUCGCUCUCCCUUCACCGCUGGGCCAGUGUCCGGGUGGCUCCCUGGGCUACAUGGGCUACAGGCCGGGCUGGAGCUCCUGGGGCUGGAUCCUCCUAUACCGACAGUUGUGUGAGCAGUCAGAUGGUGAACAGGAGGAGUCUGGGACGUUCAGACGGCUCCAUAAGCUGGUCACCUCCAGUCGCAGGGUGCGCAAGAAGCUCAUCAGGAUCGACGAGUCCAAGAGCCCUGGGUCUGAGGAAUCUCUGAGCAUGGACGGGCCUAUCCUGGGUGAUGCCAUGUCCUCUCUGCCCCUGUACUCUGGGGUUCAGAAGAAGCAGCCUGUGUCUGGUGGGUAUCACCACGUUGACUCCCUGGCCUCCUCCCUGCACAACCAGCUGACCUAUGACCUUCAAGACUCCGACAACCUGACCACCUCCCCUUCCUCCUCCUCCUCCUUGGACACCUGCAGCAGUGCCACACACACCCACAGUCUGGAUACAGUCUCCAGCACCAGCCAGCGGCUGUUCAGAGCCUUCAGUAAGACAGGAGGAUCCAGCCCCAGGAGCUCCAGCCCGGCCUGUAGCCCAGCCUGUAGCCCAGGGAGCCACCCGGACACUGGCCCCAGCGGUGAAGGGAGAGCGACGGGGGCCGGCGGUACAGGUUUCUCCAUGUCAGAGAUAGAGGUUGGUGGUAGAGGGGAUGGACCUAGGAUGGCCCGGUCGGUCACGGAUGGUGAGAUCAGGAGAGUACUCAGCCCACUCAGCUACCAUGGCAGAACCUGUAGCUUUGGUGGAUUUGAUCUGACCAACCGGUCCCUGCACAUGGUCAACAGUGACCCUGACCUCACUAUUAAAGAUGGGGAUGCCAGUGUGAAAGAUGUAGUCAAGUCUCCACCGACAAACCCUCAAAUCUCUUUGGGCAAGAAAGUGAAGUCGGUAAAAGAGACCAUGAGAAAGCACAUCUCCAAGAGAUACCACUGCUCUCUCCCCGAGCAGUCAAGCCCAGACGGUAUUUCCAGAGGGCCCCAGUCCCCCACAGCCACAGACACAGACUAUCUGGAGAAACCCAAGCUGAAGGCUGGAGGGUCAGUGGAGAGCCUGAGGAGCUCCCUCAGCGGACAGAGCUCCAUAAGUGGUCAUACGGUGGGCACCACCGACUCCUCCAACAGCAACAGAGGGAGUGUGAAGUCUGAGGAUGGAGAGGAGGAUGAGCCUCCCUACAGAGGACCCUUCUGUGGUCGAGCCAUAGUGCACACGGACUCCACCCCCAGCCCCUACGACACUGACUCUCUCAAACUGAAGAGAGGUGAUGUCAUUAACAUCAUCGGCAAGCCUCCAAUGGGGACGUGGAUGGGCCUGCUGAACAAUAAGGUGGGGACGUUUAAGUUCAUCUACGUGGACGUUCUGGCUGAGGAAGACAAACCUAAACACCCUCGACGUAGGAGGAAGGGAGGGCAGCCCAAACCCACCUCUGUAGAGGAACUCCUGGAGCGCAUCAACCUCAAAGAGCACCUGCCUACCUUCCUGUUUAACGGCUAUGAGGACCUGGACACCUUGAAGCUUCUAGAAGAGGAGGAUCUAGAUGAGCUCAACAUCAGAGACCCUCAACACAGAGCUGUGCUGCUCACUGCUGUGGAGCUAAUUCAGGAGUACGACGGUAGCAGCGACCAGGACCAUGGCGGCCAGUCAGGGGGUUCUCAGGAGAAGCUGUUACUGGACCGUAGCGGCCUACUGGGGGACUCCCCACGAGACUCUGGCUGUUAUGAGAGCAAUGAGAACCUGGAGAAUGGAGGGAGGGGCAAAAAGACAUCUUCCAUGAGCAGGUCCUCGUCAGGUUUUGAGUCCAGUCACCUCCCUUCACCAGAGAACCCCAGCCUCCCCUUCAACCUCCCCCUGACUCACCCCAGCAAAACCACCCUACAGACCAGAUCAGAGAACCAGGCCUCUACCUUACCAUCUCUAAUAGUCCCCAUGACCAGCUACAACCUGAGACCAGAGCGGGGCCAGAGCCAUCACAGAGACACCCAUAUAGCCAUGAAGAUGCUGAGGAGCUGGAGCUGGAGCUGUGAGGAGCUGUGGCUGGGAGGUAGGCCUAGUCCCACAGCCCUGGGGCUACUGCGGCCUUGCCUCUCCCUGGGGGAGCUCCACUCAGACCUGAGCCUCCACACCACUGAACACACCCUGGAAGACCUAGAGCCAGCUCAUACCACCAUGUCCAAGGGGCGCAGGGAGAACCUACACAAGAGGCUCUACCGCACCUAAGACACUCAGAAGGACCCUACCCACCCACACAACCACUGCUCAACACACCUUGUAGUGUUCUGUCUUGUAUGUUAGUUGAACAUGGAAAUUCCCAGGUUAACAGACCUUCCACGCACAUACCUCAAUAUCCCCUCCAUCACGGGGAUGUAGGCCCAAGCAUCGUUUAGCCUUCCCUGUCAAACCCAAACCCAUGUGUACCAUCACCCCUCAGCAAUGACAAGUGACUAGAAUAGUGCCUCUGAACACUUUUCUUUAGACAGCACCUCUUUAGAGGAUGUAUAUAGUUAUUACAAAGGAGCAACUCAGCCCUGCACCUCAGACUGACCGUGCAGACACUCCUCCCUAGUCUGAAGCCGACAGGACUCAGUCUGCUGUGGGAAGGAAAACGACACCUGUCAGGUCGGGAUCCAUCCUGGAGAUAUCUGACAACAGAGCCCUUCUCUGAAGAUAAAUGGGCUCUCACCACAUAUACAGUACUAUGGUAGUGCUAAGAAGAUGUGUCGAAGACCACAGGCCCCAGCUGGAGGUUUACAGACUGAUAACUGACAAAAAAUAUAUCUUACUGCAGCUUACUGGGUUUCCUGUCAUAUUUCAACUUUAACCCUGUUUGAUUCUAAACUAGUAUGAACAUUGCCAAGCUGUAAGUUAUGUAAAUACUGUAUAUGAAAUACUGUGACUGAGGACUACAGUAAUAAACCGCAUUUGUUUUAUUAAGAUAUUUGAGUGUGAUUAAAGCAAUACAAAAAACAA